Messenger RNA from Mytilus californianus (California mussel), 7568 nucleotides. Its product is annotated as protein lin-54 homolog. The coding region runs from base 55 to 2385 and encodes 776 amino acids. The record is from RefSeq and is a predicted model, not a curated record. Gene Ontology annotation, biological process: regulation of DNA-templated transcription. Gene Ontology annotation, cellular component: nucleus. NCBI's taxonomy places the organism in Eukaryota, Metazoa, Mollusca, Bivalvia, Mytilida, Mytilidae. The transcript is spliced from 13 exons.
CGCAAUGUAUUAUGGGAUGGUAAUGGUGGGCGCGUGAUUUUGAACAAAUACAGAAUGCCUGCCCAGAGAACGGGCAUUGGUGUAGUUAACAUUCAUGAAAACGAUCCAUCUGCUCAGUCAAUAGAGAUAAAUUCCAACAACAGCUUUUCUGGAAAUACUAUUUCAGUUGAUUAUGGUCAGUUAAAAGGCCAUGUGUUGAAUCCAUUAGACAAUCUGGAAGGUACACUUGGAAGUUUAGAGCCCACAGAAUCCAACUUAGGAAAUGUUGAUCAGGUUCUAGUGGAUUCAUCAGACUCUAAUAAUCAUACUCAAAUUCAGAUUGUCAACUCUACAGCAGAUAGUGGACAUUCUGAAGGAACUUUAUUAAGGUUAAGUGAUGGAUCUGUUGUUAGUUCAUUAAUAGACAAUUCACAAAUUGUAAGUGCUAGUAGUUUAUCAACUACAUCUUCUCAGGCUGUUAAAAGACAAUUGAAUGCUUCAUCAUCUAGUCCUAUGGUAACUAAAGUUAUAAUUACAAAAAAUCCUAUCUCAAGUCAACCACAAGCUGUACCGAUUCAAUUAAAUCCAUCAUCUUUGCAGUCUUUACAACAGGGACAGACAUUGACGUUUAAUCAAACAAUGGCACCUGCUGUCAGUGUGGUGCCGCAAAGUGCACAGACACCUACAAAGACCAUUACAAUUUCUCAGCAAGGAAUUAUGUCACCACAGAAACAAUAUUUUGCUUUACCUGUUAGUUCACCAAAGCCUGGGAUAACAAAAAUCCCUAUUUCUCCAGCAAAGACUCCUACAAAAAUAACAAUGAUACCAGUGACUGUUGGCAAAUCUCCGCAGAGGAUAGCGCCAGCUUCAGGUGUUUCUGUAUUAAGUAAGAGUUUAUCGGAUAGUGCUACGUAUACAGCUGUUCCUGUGUCAUCAGGACCUACAAUGAUUACUUUAUCACCUUCAAAAGUUUUUAAACAAGGCACAGUUGUUCAGCAGAGACCAGGGCAGAUACAAUUCCAACAAAAUCAGGCUAUUACAAUAAAUAAACCUCAGACACAAGGUGGUGUACGACAAGUGGCAAUACCCUUAUCUAGCAUGCAACAGAUUCAAGGCAGCAAAGUUCAAUAUGUUAGACUGGUAGCUCCAACACAGCAAGGCCAAACUACAGGUAUUAAGACAUCUUUGGCAUCAUUAGUCCAAGGUAAACAGAUUUUUACCACAAGUGGUGCACAUCCUUUGACCAUACAACAAGCAGGAGGACAACAGAUGAAGAUUACAUUACCAGUUCAAAGUAACCAUCCUAGACCUGUUAUAGCUUCAAGUAAUACACAGACAGUACAAAGAAUACUGUUACCUGCUGGCCCAAAUCAGUUGCAAUUACGAGCAGUACCUUCUACCUUAGCUCAGAUACAAACUAGUGGAGUGUCAUCACUAAGUAAUCUCCCUCCAGGAACAACUAUUCUGUCCUCGGGUAAUGCUGGUUCUGGACAAGGAUUUGCCUUGGUACCUACAAUGUUAUCACAGAUGGCUCAGCAGCAGCAACAGGCAACAGUACAAGUGAGACCAAUGACUUCCCAGGCAACAGUAAUAGCACAACCAUUACAGAAUAGACAAGAGUUUAUACCUAUAGCUAGUAAUAACCCAGUCCUUAGUGCUUCAGUGGCUAAUUCAACGAGAAAUAACAAUAGUGAGGGAGCAAUUGAACCAACAGGUGCAAGACCUAGGAAACCAUGUAACUGUACAAAGUCACAAUGCUUAAAAUUAUAUUGUGACUGUUUUGCUAAUGGGGAAUUUUGCCAUAAUUGUAACUGUACUAAUUGUGCCAAUAACCUUAUACAUGAAGAAGAACGGUCAAGAGCUAUUAAAUCGUGUCUGGAUAGGAAUCCUAUGGCAUUUCAUCCAAAAAUAGGUAAAGGACAGAUAGGUAAUGGUAACAGACGACAUAAUAAAGGGUGUAAUUGUAAACGGUCAGGUUGUCUGAAAAAUUACUGUGAAUGUUAUGAGGCAAAAAUUAUGUGUUCUAAUGCUUGUAAAUGUUUUGGUUGUAAAAACUUUGAAGAGAGUCCAGAACGAAGGACAUUAAUGCAUUUAGCCGAUGCUGCUGAAGUUAGGGUACAACAACAAACUGCAGCCAAAACGAAACUGUCUUCACAAAUAUCAGGAGUGCCAUCCAAACCACCUACAUCAACAGCUACAGGAGAAAGAUUACCGUACACCUUUAUAACAAGUGAAGUUGCAGAAGCUACAUGUGCCUGUUUGUUAGCACAAGCUGAGGAGUCAGAACGAAUGAAGAUGCCACCUGUUGUACAGGAGCGUAUGGUGAUAGAGGAAUUUGGACGAUGUUUGUUACAGAUCAUAGAAUCAGCUAAUAAAACCAAAGAACUCAUCAUAUUUGCUGAGUAAAAAGGUGAUGACGAAGAAGAAAGAUGAUUUCAAUGGAAGAUAUCUGAUUGGUUAAGAAAUCAUGUGAUAGAAAGAGUAAAGCUGAAUGGAAGGAGGGAUAAAAGAAGUCAUUAUAUAUAUUUACUAUGUAAUUAUAUUAGACUGUUUAACCUGGCAGCAGUGUAUCUAUGCAUGUUAUCAUGUCGUCCAUCAAUAUCAUACUUACACCAAAGUAAAGCUUGAAAAUAACCCCUACUGCUCACAUUCAGAAGUCAUUUGAUUUUGUGUAGAAUGUUAGUGUGUGAAGGCGUGAAUGAAAUUCUUAAUGCUGCAUAUCUCUUGCUGGUUAUCAUGUUAAAAAAAAACCAAGCUAGUAGUGAAAUAUAACAUAGCCUUAUUACAUACAUACAUUGAAGGCAGAGGAAAUGUGUAUUGUGUUUUGGAUUGGAUUGUCUGAGCUAUUGUGUAAUUUCAAUUAGAAAUUGUUACUGGAUAAAUGUUAAUAAAUAUUUUAUGAUAUUGUACAUUUUUUUAAUUUCAACAAGUAAUAUUUGUUAUUUCAUUAUAACUGUAUAGAAUUAUUGUAAAUAAUGUACAUAAUUGUUAAGUAAUAAUAUAUAAUUAAAUUUUUAUCAUGUCAAGUUUGCUUCCAAAAGAAUGGAAGUAACAUAAAAUAUGUGAGGCAUGUUAAUGUUUAAUUCUUCUUAACUACACAAACUUUAUCAAUCUGUAGGUUCUGUCUAUUUAUUGUUUUAAUGUGUGCUGUAAUAAUAUAGGGCAAUUAGAUAUUCAGAAUGAUGGAAAUUUGUUUAAUUUAGAUAUCAGAUUUUGUUUCAAUAAUUUCAAAUUUUCAUGUUCCCAGUUUGCAGUAAAAAAAAUUUUUUUUAUAUGUUGUACAUAUACAAAAUUCAACCAAAAGAAAAACCCUUAGAUCUAACGUGAUAUUAUCAACGUGAUGAAAACAAAUUCUUUUUAGUAUCCAAGUAAACCUCUCCUCAUUAUUUUGUGAUUAUUAAUGAGUUAACUUUCAGGGGCACUAGCUGUCAAAUUCAUGUUCACCGAUUUGACUCAAAUUUUCAUAUUUGAUUUAUAAUAAUGUAAAACAAUUGUCAAAAUUAUAAAAAGUCUAAAAUAAACAUUUUACAGAGCAUGGGCUCGAUAAUAUGUAACUUCGUUUCAUGUGUAUUUUAGUCUUGACGCCAUCUAAUUAACUAUCGAGUUGACCUCUGAACAUGUCUGAUUGCCAUAUAAGGGAUAUAUACAUAAAUAUAGAUAUAAAUAAGAUAUUGAAAUCGUGCAAUUAGAUUUUUCUAGGUCUGUUUAAUUUCGUAUCAUAGAUUAAAACUAUAUGUUAAUCGUCAUUUUUACCUGUAUAAGUAUGAUUUUUUUGUGGAUCGAAUCAGUCAAUAAAAUUAUUUACCUUUGUUUCACUUUCAAUGUUGACAUUCUUUUCCUUUAAAUACCUUGACACGCACAAUGCAUGCGUUAUCAAUCUCUAGCUAAGGGGUUAAAUUAAAGUUCACAUGAAUACGGAUUCAAUGAGGUCGAAAUAUUCACUUGCAAGUGAAUAAUUCAUCAUCAAUGUUUCUUAGCUUAAUUUGACAAAAUUGAACCAUAUUGGCUGCUAAAAGCGAAUUAUUAUUUCACGAUUUCACUUUCAUUAAGGAUUGAACAAAAAAAAAUCAUACAUUGAAUUUUUUGUAUAUCUCAUAGCUAGUGCCCUUUUAAUGAUUUGAUUUUCACCAUUCUGAAAAAUAUAAUAAUGAUCCGUUUAAUUUAUAUGACAUACAUGAGUAUAGAAAAGAAGCAUAAAGAUUUCAUCUUGCACACCAAUAUAAACUCUAAAACAAGAUUGCUGAAUUUUGGGAAAAGUCUUGUAAAAAGCAGUUUAACUCAUAAUUUGAAAAAAAAAUAAAAAUAUCCAUUAAUUUUUAUUUAUAGAUCUGAAAAUAUUGAACCAACUUUUUUUUCAUCAUAACCUGUUAAAUUCUUAACACGACUUUUAAGUUCUUUACUUUCAGUUAUGCCUAUCACAUUAAGUGAUAUUAUUUCAUAUUUCAUAGCAUUUACAAAAACAGUCUUUUUCAUUGUUGACAUACUUGUAGUUUUAAUCAUAAACAAAGGGCUUUAGUUUUAUCAUUACAUAUAACUUUUACUGCAUUUAAUUUUAAUCUUUAAAAUUAAGGAUUUUGCUUGUCAUGUAUGAUUUGUAUGGUUUUUAUUUUAUCAUGACUGUUUAAUUAAAAAGACUAGGUGAUUUAGAAAAUAAGUUUUCAAAUUUUGUAGUACAUGUACCUCAUUUCUCUCUUCUCUUUCAAUCAUUUUAAAAAUCAUUUUCAGUUUAAUAGGAGUCAUUACAAUUACAUCAUAUUUAAAGUUACAUCAUUGAUAUAUGUAUUGUUUAAUGUAGUAUUGUUUUCUCUUAGGCAGCUUUCAGAAUAUAGAAAUAGUGGGAUGUUUCAAAGGUGAAUGGAAUAUUGAUAUAUCAGAAAGAUAAAAAUUAGUACCACAUAUAUACACAUAUGUUACAUAUUAAAUACAUGUAUACACAUUUAUGUUUAUAAUAUUGAAUCAAUUUGACCUAAGGGCUAUUAGGAAAUUAAAUGAAUGGGGGAAAUGGCAAACACCUUUAGGCCAUAACCACCCAUAAUAUAAAAUUUUCUUUUUUGUUUAUGUUUCUAACAAAAAUCUAAGGAAAAUGCAUCCAACUGACAAUGAGAACCAGUCGUUCGCCAACCUCUGUCAAUUUUGAAACGACCCUAAAGUAUUUACUGUUGGCAGUUGAAAAUUGAUAAUUAUUGCCCAUUACAUUUAAAUUUUAAGAACUCCCAUAAAACAAGAAACAAUUCAGACUAUUGAAUAAUGCUUUACUAUCCUCUUUUGAUUUAUGAGAUCUGAACAUGGUUAAACUUCUGUUGCCUAAAUUUACUGAUCAUACAUUGUGAAGUUUUAAAAUUAAACAUUGCCUUUUGUUAAGCAAAGAAACAUAUUAGGUAAACUUUUGAAUUGAAAUUUGUCAAUUGUUGGAGUUAAAUGCUCUAUUUUCUAUUUCAUGUGUAAAUUUUGGUUGAAUAAAACUCGACUUAAAGGGGUAUUAUCGGCCAAAUUCAUGUCUGCCGAAUUGACUCAAACUCUCAAGUUUGAUUUAUAACAUACUAAAAUGCAUAUUAGAAUUACAAAAGUCCCACUGGGAAAAAUAAACAUUGCCUGAAAUCGUAAAAAGUAUCAACAUCUUAUUUAUGAUGGACAUGGCCUUUGAAGAUUACAGAUAGGCAUGUGACCCCUAUAUAGAUAUAAAAGGAUAAUAAUAAGUAGCAUGUUAAAUAGUAUAAUGCUGAGUUUUCUGUUUUUAUAUCAUGGAUUCAAAAAAAUUAGGUGCAUCUCUUUGCCUUUAACCUGUAUAAAAAUUUUAUUUGGUGGGUCCAAAGAGGAAACCAAAUCUGUCUUCCUGUUGAAACUUAGAUUCAUUUUGAAUAACUGAACUUGCUAAGUCAUACAGGUUGCAUGCAUAUGGAUCUAAAUGAGGUUGAAUUGUUGUCUUGCAAGUCAAUAAUGUAUCAAUGAAGUUUUUGGUCUUAUUUUGAAAAAAAUUUAACCAAAAUCAAAUGCUUAUAAUGAAUAAAGUUCAAUAUUCAGUUCUUGUAAAUGAUUUUCAACUUAUUCUGUCAAAAUCGUAGCUAACUAAAAUUUGGGCAAAAUAUUUGCUUUAACAAUUUGAUAAUGUCCCAUGAGAUUAUUAUGAUUUCUAUCGACUUUGAGGUGACUUGGUCAAAGGUCAAGUUACAGUAUUCAUUAAUAGACUGGAGUGAGGGCAAACAAAUUUUGGAUUGAGUGAUAUCUUUUGAAGCAUAUGAGAGUUGUGAUCUGUUAUACCUUUUGAAUAAGGCUAGGAUUUUUUUUAAUUGAAUCCCUUAUUUGGCUUUGAUAUGCUGUUUCAAUUUUUUCUCGCAAGUUAUGUUAUUUUAAAUGCUUAUUGAAGUUUUUGCUUCAAAAAAAAAGGUAAACGGCUAGCACCUCUUCAGAAUAAUAGGUAGAAGGGACUUCUCUUUUUGAAACUGAUGGGGAAAUGUGGUGAGACUUAAUUGCCUGUUGGCUCAUGGUGCUAUAAUAUUUGGGUUUUACAAUGAUUUAUCUUGCCUUUACUACUUUUGUAAAAGAAAACACCUCAAAAUUUUAUGUGAAAUGUUUCCCUUACAUGUUGUGGAAACCAAUUUUUCUGAAGAUAGGUCAGUGUGUAAUAACAUUGUAACUAUUUACCACUUAUGCCUUUUGACAGUAUAUACAUGUUGGAUUUACUUUUCCUCUAUGUGUAGAAUCUUUCAAUCAAAUUUCUAUAUUUUGUUGUACAUAUUGUAGACCCUUGUAGAUAUUGUUAUCUAAUGUUGUUUGUACAGUUAAUCAUUGCUCACACUUCACCCUGGGAUUGAAUUCCCCAGUAUGUAGUUAUUUCUAUCUGUUUUGCAUGAAUGUAUUUUAGAAUGGAAUCUAGUGUGUUAUUGAACAUGUGAUUUAUCUUAACAUUGCUUUAGUUGGUAUGCGAGUGUGAUCAUGAAGAAAAUUUACUUUUUUAACUACCCGAAUAUAUGAUAAUAUUUUUGUGCUAUAAUAAAAUGAUGUACAAAAAUAAUGUAUUAAUUGAAUUUGAAAACUAAUUUUUCUGGCAUAAAUGCAGAACUUAUAGUUUCAAUAAAACCAUACAGUGUAUACACAGAAGUAACAAAGCCCCUGUCAGAUACUAGUGUUUAUAGAGAAUUGUUAUUACACUUUCUUAUUGUAAAAUCUAAUAUACUGAUAGACCACUCAGAUUUUCAUUUUGAUAUGGUCUAUUUAUAAAAUUGUAUAUCAAAAUAUUUGAAAAACAAUAUGUUCUGUUUCAUGUGCAUUCUGCACAAUAAUUUUUGACUUGAUUUACCUUAGAAAAACUUCAAUUUAUUAUUAAAAAAGAGAAAACAUGUCUAUAUUUUUUAGUUUGAAAAAAUAUCAAGGAAAAUUAUUUUUGUUUUUCUAGUUUUCUUGUUGAUAUGCAUAAUAUUAGAAUACAGAGUGCACAGUUUUUAAUAUGACAAGCUCCAUAGUGAAGCUUUAUUAACCAGGGACUAUUAGUAAGGUAAUGGAAGUGUGGUUUAUGUGCAAUAUUAUAACUGUUGAAUGGUAUUUCAUUUCCUUGCAGCUUGUGUGAAGCAAACAAUAAACAAUCUCUAUAA